AUGAAGUUGAACGUCGCUACCGCCACUGUGGUCUUGGCCGUCCUCGGCUCGGCCGCCGCCGAGUCCGUUGACUACUCGAUCUACGAAUCGACCGCUAUCUCGAAGAGAGAAGCUCAACAGGUCGAAUUGACCAUCGCUAGAUUGGCCGACUUGCAAUCGAAGCGCUCGGAACUCACCUACGACGAGUUGGCGAUGCGUGAAUCGCAAAUCGUCACCGACGUGCUCACCGCCAUCAAGAACACCAACUUGGCGCCCAAGAUCAUCAAGUGGUUGGUCACCGACCCCACCCUCGGUCCCUUGGCCUCGAACUUGAUCGUCCAAUUGAUUAAGAACAAGGUCAUCAACUUGGGGGCGUUGCUUAAGGCGUUGAACGACUCCGGUCUCGCGGUGCAAGUGGUCAAGGACUUGAUCAACGACUGUUCGUUCUACGCUGACAUCUACAAGCUUGUGUGGAACAACAUCAAGAACUUGCCUCAAUUGAUCGGCGACAUCAUCAGCGGCAUCGGCAAGCGUGAAGACCUCCCCGAAGGCGGCCUCAUCGUCCCCAAGCGUGACUUGGCUCCUCGUGACUCCUCCGACGACUUGGUCACCUCGUUGAUGGAAUCGUUAAAGGACUCGGGCUUGGCCACUCAAGUGGUGAGACAAUUGAUCACCGACCAAGGCUUCUUGGAAUGGGGUGCCGACCUUAUCAAGCAAUUGUUCGAAGAAAAGGCCCUUUCGUUGUCCGACGUGUUGGACGCCGUGGUCCAAUCUGGUCUCGUCCCCUCGUUGAUCGACGGGUUGCUCAACUUCGACACCAUCAAGACCGUCAUCGUCAACGCCCUUGCCGCCGCCUUCGGCAAGUGUAACGGUUCGUCGUUGACCACCGCCUCGGCGCCUCCCCCGACCUCGGUGUCGAAUCCCUUCCCCACCGGCACCGGUACCUCGACCACCGCUGCCCCCGUCCCCACUAGCGGCGGCGGUAACCCCACCCCCACUAAGAACCCCAACCCCAACUGUAAGAAGAGAAGAAGAUCUUACAACUACAACUACUAA
This is a messenger RNA of Diutina rugosa, 1035 nucleotides long. RefSeq lists its product as uncharacterized. The transcript has a single exon. The record is from RefSeq and is a predicted model, not a curated record. Bases 1 to 1035 code for a protein of 344 amino acids. Lineage: Eukaryota; Fungi; Ascomycota; Pichiomycetes; Serinales; Debaryomycetaceae.